Messenger RNA from Naegleria lovaniensis, 1149 nucleotides. RefSeq lists its product as uncharacterized. The transcript has a single exon. Bases 1 to 1149 code for a protein of 382 amino acids. Lineage: Eukaryota; Heterolobosea; Eutetramitea; Acrasida; Naegleriidae. The record is from RefSeq and is a predicted model, not a curated record.
AUGACCUCCUUUCCAACCCGAGAAGCUCCCAACAACUCCUCGACGCUGUCAUUCCAUCAGAGUGUCAUUCCAGAUGGAGGACAAUCACAACAGACGACCAUGAUGAUGACGACGAUGCAUCACUCUUUGCCACACAAUGUGUGGAUUCCCAAUCAGCCACCCACUCAUCACUAUACACCUCAACAACUUCCACAGCAAUUUAUUUCAUACAGCUCUUCUCCUCCAAAUAUGUUGAAUCAAAAUAGUCCUCCUUCGACGAGUGUGGCGAUCGCUCAUGGUUUGGCAUCCUCGUUGCCAAUUUCAGAUCCAUCCUUCUUCUCAUCGGUGACACAUGUGAGACAUCAAAGAACGAAUUCAAGUCCCGUAACCGCUGGUUUGUCUUCUCCCUCGUCUUCGCGCAAAAGAACCUCGAGCUCAGCUUCUGGAUCUUCUCAUAAAUCUAAAUCUAAUGCUUUGUCUUCGACAGGAAUUGUAUUCUAUGAACAUAAUGGAAUUCAGAAACGAGCGAAAAAGAAGGAUGUAAUGCUUCCUUUUGAAAAGGUCUUUCGAUGUAAGGAUAAGAAGAAUGGAAUGAUCAUGACACAACAACAACAACAAUUGGAAUGUGCAUCGUCAUCGACUCAAAGCUCACCUACAAUGUCACCUACAACGACACGAACGUCUCCAACACAAAGCAUGUCACAUCAUCAUCAGCAAUAUAGCUCACAAAUGAUGCAUCCAUCAAAUUCUUCCUGUCAACCUCAAUCACAGAUCAAUAAUUCAGCUUCAAUGAUCUAUUAUUCACAGCAACAACCAAUGUCAUCCUCAACCAUGUAUUCUAACAACGUCGCGACUUGUUCUGUAUUACCAACAACCAUGUGUGUCAAAUCGCAGCAACAACCUGAAACACAGACGCAACAACGACUUCAUGAAGAUCCAGUCGGUGUUGUGAACAGCCUCAAUUUCUCCCAACCUCCACAUUUGGCAGGUAGUCCUUUGUUGCGUGCAAAUUCUCUGUCAAACGAUCCAGGUCAGAGCUUGCCAUCCACGUCGACUGGUAUUUGUGCUUCCCAAAGUUGCAAGCUCACCUCAAAACCUGAAAGCGGUAGUACUAGCACUUUUGCAAGAAAUGGAAGAACCUCCAUCUCAAUUCAUGAAUUAUUAAAUUAA